Messenger RNA from Eubalaena glacialis (North Atlantic right whale), 1563 nucleotides. It is a transcript of the gene FRK, whose product is annotated as fyn related Src family tyrosine kinase. The transcript is spliced from 8 exons. NCBI's taxonomy places the organism in Eukaryota, Metazoa, Chordata, Mammalia, Artiodactyla, Balaenidae. Gene Ontology annotation, biological process: cell differentiation; cell surface receptor protein tyrosine kinase signaling pathway; protein phosphorylation. Bases 1 to 1542 code for a protein of 513 amino acids. Gene Ontology annotation, molecular function: signaling receptor binding; ATP binding; non-membrane spanning protein tyrosine kinase activity. The record is from RefSeq and is a predicted model, not a curated record. Gene Ontology annotation, cellular component: extrinsic component of cytoplasmic side of plasma membrane.
AUGGGUAACAUCUGCCUGAGGCUCCGGACGUACCUGGAGCCCUGUCUCCCCUGCUUGUCUCGGGAAGCAGACAAGUCGGUGGUGAUUCAGAACCCAUGGACUGUCUGCCCCCCCGAUCCUCCCCGGCCGCCGUGUCCGGAGCCCGAGAGAAGCCAGGGCCAGUACUUUGUGGCUCUGUUUGAUUACCAGGCUCGGACUGCAGAGGACCUGAGCUUCCGCGCGGGCGACAAGCUCCAAGUCUUGGACACGUCCCACGAGGGUUGGUGGCUCGCCAGGCACUUGGAGAAAAGGGCAGACGGCUCCGGCCAGCAGCUGCAGGGCUAUAUUCCUUCUAACUAUGUGGCUGAGGACAGGAGCCUCCAGGCAGAGCCGUGGUUCUUUGGAGCAAUCAAGAGGGAAGAUGCUGAAAAACAACUAUUAUAUUCAGAAAAUCAGACAGGUGCUUUUCUAAUCAGAGAAAGUGAAAGUCAGAAAGGCAACUUCUCCCUUUCAGUUUUAGAUAAAGGGGUUGUGAAACACUACAGAAUCGGAAGACUGGAUGCAGGGGACUUUUUCCUCACCCGGAGAAGAACCUUUUCAACACUGAAUGAAUUCGUGAGUCACUACACCAAGACAAGCGAUGGCCUGUGUGUCAAGCUGGAAAAACCAUGCUUAAAGGUACAAGUCCCAGCUCCCUUUGAUUUGUCAUAUAAAACCGUGGACCAGUGGGAGAUCGACCGCAGCUCCAUACAACUUCUGAAGAGAUUAGGAUCUGGUCAGUUCGGCGAAGUGUGGGAGGGCCUAUGGAACAAUACCACUCCGGUAGCAGUAAAAACAUUAAAACCAGGUUCAAUGGAUCCAAAUGACUUCCUGAGGGAGGCACAGAUAAUGAAGAACCUAAGACAUCCAAAGCUUAUCCAGCUUUAUGCUGUUUGCACUUUAGAAGAUCCUAUUUAUAUUAUUACAGAGUUGAUGAGACAUGGAAGUCUGCAAGAACAUCUCCAAAAUGACGCUGGAUCAAAAAUCCAUCUGAUGCAUCAGGUAGACAUGGCAGCCCAGGUUGCUUCUGGAAUGGCCUAUCUGGAGUCCCAGAACUACAUCCAUAGAGAUCUGGCUGCCAGAAAUGUCCUUGUUGGUGAACAUAGUAUCUACAAAGUGGCAGAUUUUGGACUUGCAAGAGUUUUUAAGGUAGAUAAUGAAGACAUCUAUGAAUCUAAACACGAAAUAAAGCUGCCGGUGAAGUGGACUGCGCCUGAAGCCAUUCGUACUAAUAAAUUCAGCAUUAAGUCUGAUGUGUGGUCAUUUGGAAUCCUUCUUUAUGAAAUCAUUACUUAUGGCAAAAUGCCUUAUAGUGGUAUGACAGGUGCUCAGGUAAUCCAGAUGUUGGGUCAAAACUAUAGACUCCCUCAACCAUCUAACUGUCCAUUGCAAUUCUACAACAUCAUGUCGGAGUGCUGGAAUGCAGAGCCUAAGGACCGGCCAACAUUUGAGACACUGCAUUGGAAAUUUGAAGAUUAUUUUGAAACAGAGUCUUCAUAUUCAGAUACAAAUAACUUUGCAUGAUGAACACUGAAGAACAUCAAA